This is a messenger RNA of Egretta garzetta (little egret), 3432 nucleotides long. Its product is annotated as G-protein coupled receptor 35. Gene Ontology annotation, biological process: positive regulation of Rho protein signal transduction; phospholipase C-activating G protein-coupled receptor signaling pathway; chemokine-mediated signaling pathway. Lineage: Eukaryota; Metazoa; Chordata; Aves; Pelecaniformes; Ardeidae. The transcript is spliced from 2 exons. Bases 174 to 1142 code for a protein of 322 amino acids. Gene Ontology annotation, cellular component: membrane. The record is from RefSeq and is a predicted model, not a curated record. Gene Ontology annotation, molecular function: chemokine receptor activity.
AGCUAUUGACAGCAGGCUCCCAGGCAGCUGUGCCCUGCAUGGAGCAGCACCCUGCACCGGCACCCACGGCCCCAACCGAUCUCCUCCCCUGCCAGGAUGUCUGCAUCUACACUGCAACCUUUCUGAGGACUAAAUCCACCUGACAGCCCCACAAGGAGCAGAGACAGCCCAACAUGGAGAACUGCACCACAGGUGAUGACGCACUGCAGAAUGACAUUGCGCUAUUUCAACUUAUUGUCUAUAUUCCAGUGUUCUCUUUUGGGAUCCCACUCAACACAAUUGCCUUCUGGGUCUUCUGCUGCAAACUCAAGAGGUGGACUGAGACCAGGGUGUAUAUGAUCAACCUCAUGGUUGCGGAUAGUUUCCUGCUCUUUUCCCUGCCUUUCAUGAUAUAUUUUACCAAGUACGACCAUCCCAUAGGCAAGCUGUGUUUCACCAUACAGAACAUCUAUUUUACAAACAUGCCUAUGAGCAUCCUUAUCAUCACCCUGAUUGCGAUUGAUCGAUACAUUGCAAUCAAGUUCCCUCUAAAAGCAAAGAUUCUUCGUUCCCCGCUGAAAUCAGCUUCUAUCUGUGGGUUUCUUUGGAUAACGCUGAUAAUUUACUCUUACUUGCACCCAAAAUUUCAUGAAAGAAAGGAACAACUCUGCUUUCGGAAACAAUCCCUUCAACCUAGUUAUAUAUCGUUAUUCUCCAUUAUCUUUGGGUAUUUUAUUCCCUUAGGGAUUGUGAUUUUUUGCUCAGUACAAGUCAUCAAAUGUCUCAAAAAGAAGACGGCCACAAGCCCUCAUGGGACAAAGUUAAUCCAGAAAGCAAUCCACAUUAUUUCUGUGAAUUUGUGUGUGUUCAUUGUAUGUUUUUCACCUUUCUACAUCACACUGCUCUUGCGGUUUGCAGUGGAUGUUGCUGGAGCUUGUUCUUUGAUCACAGAAGUUAGAGCCUCCAUUCAGAUCUGUGCAUGCUUAGCAAAUUCUAACUGCUGUUUGGAUGCAUUUUGCUAUUACUUUGCAGCCAAGGAAUUUCAGGAAUUUCCUUCUCUGUUCCCCACUUGUAUAUCAAUGAGGUGCAAGAUGAACCAAGAACAAGAGUCACAGCCAUCCACAGAUCAAGUCAUGACAAAAACAAGGUGUACUACACUAUAGGUGUUAAGAGCCACAGUGCUGUUAAUGUUUCGAGGCAGAGGGAAUGGGACCACCUACAGUAUUUGCAAUCAUUGUAGGUAUACGCAUACCUGCAAAAAGGGGCAACACCCUCCAAGGGGUCUCAUAUUAACUUGAAUUUUGUCCUUCUGUCCUCAGUGACUUGACUCAGGCUCUGACUGUUGUCUUGCGUUGUUGUAUUGCGGCUUCAGGUAUCUCCUGGUCAAAAGGGAGAGCCAUGUGGUACGGAGAACAGAUUAUAAGGCCAUUAUUUCUGCCAUGUGCUUAUUUGUACAUAUCCUGCAGCUAAACACAGGAAACUGAGCACCCUUACAGCAAUAUAUAAAUCCACUUCUGGUACUGUAAUAUAUAUGGUCACUUAAAAACAAGAAAAAGCCAAACUCAAUACAUCUGUGCUGCUCACACCAAAGAAUUUGCCCAUACAGUGGUAGCUUCCUGCAAACCUAUAUAAUUUUGAAGAUUGCAGCUGUCGCCAAGAUGCAGAUAUUGCUGUGCAUAGAGUAAACUGCAGGAGUCAGCCAGUGGCCUGAGACAGUCGCCCCAUUCCUGCCACAUAACACUUGUAUUAGCUGGUGGCAAUGGCCUGGCAUUUGUGAGUCUAAAAUCACUGUGGGUAUAAAUAAAGCCAUUACAGCAUGGAAAAACUGAGCUAUGAAAAGCGUUGUGGACCACAGAACGGACCCUUAGCAUUAUGCAUAUCAAGUAUAAAGCUGCGAAGAUCUGAUCUCACCCAAGCAACUACCAUAAGCCCUGGUGACAGGUUUGUCAUUGUACUUUAAUGGGAUCAAAUCUUCAGUGGCUGUCCUGUCUGGUGAGAGGUGAUCACAUCUGCCUGGGUCGGCACGGCCUCACGCUGCAGGAGUGUUGAUGCCCAGAAAACAGCAGUGAGCAACAUGAAGCAGAUGCAGCCCUGAUCCCUCCCUCACCAUGCAUGAACAGUUUUUGGGGGAGGUUUGGUGAGAGUGGGGUGUGUAGGGCCCUUCUGCAGAGAUAAGGCAGACCCACAGCAGGGGGCCUCUCGGCAUUGCCGUGUGUGAUGAAGCAUUGCUUUGGAUUUGGGGUUUUUUCUCUUUCAGCUGCUUGGAAAGUGCACAGUGGAGGUUCAACAGCUCUCCUGCACCUCAUUUUGAGACAUUUAACUCUUCCUAUGCAUUAUACAGAGAGCCUUGAUAUAUCCUAGCUGGAUUCCAGAUCAGGCAUCAGUUUUAAUGUCUGGCUUUCCAUGUACCAAAUUCCUCUAUAAUAUCUGUGCUUGCUGACUAUGCACCAUACAUCCUCCCACCCCACAGGGAAGUGGCAACAGAGCAGCUCAAAACAGUUAAGCCACAAAGAGAGGUCUUGGCGCACCGGAAGGAAGCGAUCUAUACAGAAACCUGGGCUGAGAGAGGAGCCAGUGCCAGGGCGUGACUACUUUGUCUUUAUCUGCAUAGAAAUUUCAUCUAAAAUUUUACCACAUAGUCACUUCAAUAACUUAAAGUCAGUGUGGGAAACUUUACAGAGUUUUUGAAAUACAUGUGAUAGCUGUAUCUUGGUUGGCUUCGUGGUCCUUGACUUUCAGCAUUUUCUGACUUGGAAACCCCUAAAAAAUGCCUCCAGGGAAUGCAAACCCAUAUUCUAUACUUCCUGAGUGAUAACUUAUUAGUAGUUCUCCUACAAGUGCCCUGUCACCUUCUAUGGUCUGCAGACCACAUGCUAAAACCACUGUCUGGACAUUGGCCAAACAACACAGGAAAUGAAUAAUCCCACCACAGAAAGUACUCCCCAUCCACACAUUAGAACUGCCUGCUUUGUCUCAAUACUUUGGAAGAGGUCCCAGUAUGACGGAAGCUGCAGUGAGCAACUGUGGCAUAAAGCUGGAUGAAACUACUCAGAUCACUCAGUUAUCAUUUAUGCCCUGAUUUUCUUCUUUGAUAUAUUAUUUAACGCUCUGCCAUUACUGGUAUUUCACUGCAAGCAGAGCAAAAGGGCCAUGUGUGUACAUGACCAACUUAAUCAUUGCACAUUCAUUCUGCCUUUUCAAAGACAGGAAAAGAUACAAGAGACAAAUAGUGCCUGAGCUUAAAAAAAUCUAUUGCUUAAGGAGAUGCAUGAGUAUUGUCACCCUUGUAGCCAUCAACAAAUAGCCUGCAACUAACUAUCCUUGGAGACCAAGAGGCAUAGGGUCCCCGUUAGCCCAUGCUCCGUUAUGGUGUGCCAUCAAUCGUCAUGACAGGCAUCACUCACGUGUCCAGGCAAGUGGUGUUCAGCAAGGAAAAAGACUUCUGUUUCCAGA